Molecule: messenger RNA, 1003 nt
Organism: Cotesia congregata
Lineage: Eukaryota; Metazoa; Arthropoda; Insecta; Hymenoptera; Braconidae
Source: the annotation of a GenBank genome assembly
UCUUUAACUGCAUGAGCAUAAAUAUGAAUAUUUUAUUGUUACAGUAGCUGUAGUCAUUGCGUUUUUCAUAUGCUGGGCACCGUUCCACGUUCAACGUCUGAUUGCAAUCUACGGUACAGGCAACGAUCGGGUUACAUCAAAAAGUAAAGCUAUGAUACUGCUCUACAAUAUUUUCACGUAUUUGUCCGGUGUAUUGUACUAUGUAUCGACUACCAUCAACCCUAUUCUCUACAACAUUAUGUCCAACAAAUUUCGCGAAGCUUUCAAGGAAACAUUAGCCAAGAGUUGUGGUUCAAGAUCGUCAGGUAACUUGGAGCAAAGAUCAUAUUCAAGUUUAUCACGUUCGCAGCAGAGGACAUUAGGCGGUGGAAAUUUUGGCUCACGCACAACCGCCGGUACAGGAAUCGGUACUGGAGUCGGGCAGGACAGUUCCGAGGGUUCUGGCAACUCAAUACGUGACGAGAAUAACCUGAGGAUGCAAACAAUAAUAACGCCGGUGGAUAGUAAACCCAGUGAUAUAAUGCCGGUUAAUUUACCGUCUCAGCGGCACAGUGAUGACAAUUACUUGAUAUUUAACAAAAAAAUUAGCAAAAAGUAUUCAACUAAGUCUGGUAACACCGAGUUAACAGUUAUCGAGAGUAAAAAUAAUUGCAACGACGAUGACUUUGAUAGUGAGAUUAAUGACAAAAAUGAAAAAAAUACUAGCCGAGUAAUGAAUGGUGAAAUGUGUCAUCAGCGAAGACUCACCGAUUCUAAUGAUGAUCAUGAUGUAAGUAAGCGACAAGGGCGCGGUAAUAACAAAUCAAAGUACUUUGGACUCAGAAUAAACAAUGACAAAAAGUGGUGGAGGUUUUUUAAGUGGCUACCAGCUGGUGGUGUUUUUAAAUUCACUAAGAACUCGAGACAAAAUCCCGGUGAAUCCGCUGUCAGUGACAUUGAGAGUAAUCGCGAAGAGUACUCUAUGACAACUUGUUAUAUUGCCGGCGAGCAUAGACUUGUUUAG